AUGAGAAUUGAACUUAAAUCGCCCCUCUCGGGGUCGGCAGUGCUGGUCGCAGCGUGCGCCGCGUGCCUCGUGGCCGUACUCGCGCUCCACUCGCCGCUCUCUCAGGUGCCCGUGUCCGCGCGCCUCCCGUGUCUGCGCGCAUCACUUGUCCGCGCGCCUCCCGUGUCCGCGCGCCUCCCGUGUCCGUGCGCCUCCCGUGUCCGCGCGACUCCCGUGUCCGCGCGCCUCCCGUGUCCGCGCGCCUCGCUUGCCCACGUGCCUCCGUCGCUGCCGCGCGUGCCUUCCCGAGCCUUGCCACCUCGCCUGUCCGAUCCACUUUCCCCUUGCCUCUCCCCUCCCACCCGCCCCCUCCCGUCCCUCGGCCCACACCCCUCCCCCCUUCCCUCCCACCGCCCAUAUCCGCAGCAGCCAGGGGAGGCCCCUCCGGCCCCGUGGGCGGAGCGUGGCGCGGAGGGGAAUGCACACCGGCGGAGAGCAGCGGGCGCGCGAGAAGGGGUGUGGGGAAGGGGUGGCGUCGGAAGAAUUGGGGCAGGGGCAGCGAGUGGGGAGGAUGGAGCGGGAGGAGUGGGGCGCACGGGUGGGAGGCGAGGAGAGGCGGAGGCAGGGGGCGAGCUUGCGGCAGGCAGGCGGCUGCUGGAGGCCAUGAUGGGGGGCGCGGGGGGUGAGGGGGAACUGGAACAGGCGGAGGACAAGGGGGGUGAGGGGGAACUGGAACAGGCGGAGGACAAGGGGGGUGAGGGGGAACUGGAACAGGCGGAGGACAAGGGGGGUGAGGGGGAACUGGAACAGGCGGAGGACAAGGGGGGUGAGGGGGGACGAGAGGUCGAGGAGCAGACUGAGGCAGCGGGAGCAGAAGGGGAGAAGGAGGGGGAUGGGUUGGUUGAUGGCAAUGCAGGUGGUUUAGAUGGCAACGCAAGUGGUUCAGAUGGCAAGGCAGGUGGUUCAGAUGGCAUGGGGUCAUUUUUAGAGGUGGAGGGUAGGGCAGAGGAGACGGAGGGAGAGGGUAUGGAUGGCCAUGAGGCAGGUGGUGCGUGGGAGGAGGGGGAGGGAGAGGCAGGGCCGGAGGGCAUCACAGCGGGUGGUGGGUGGAGGGAGGCGAGGAAGGGAGUGGAGGUGGCAGCAGCAUUGGGAGAAGCAGAGGUUGCAGAGAGUAAUGAGAAUGUGCUGUUCGACAUCCCUCCUGCUCCUCCUCCUCCUCCUCCUCCUCCUCCUCCUCCUCCUGCUGCUGCUGCUGCCCCUGCUGCUGCUGCUAUUCCUGAUGAGGAUGCGGCACAGCAGGCUGACAGGCCCGUCCAUAGUGCUGCGCUGCCCCUUCCCUCCCCUCCCUUGCAGGUAGCCACCAAGCCCGCCCACCUGUGGCGGGUGGCGGUGUGUCUCGUGGGCGGCGCGCGCGACUUUGAGCUGACAGGCCCGUCCAUCGUGCAGCGACUGCUGCUGCCGCUGCUGCCGCACCGCCCCGUGCUCUUCCUGCACGCGCCCCUUGACGAGGCCGCCUUCAAGCUCUGGCCGCUGCUCUGGGCCGCAAGGCGCGGCGUGGCCGUGGGGGCGGUGAGGGUGUUCGCCAGCACGUGGGUCAAUGAGAGCGCCCUGCCGCCGGGAGUUGUGGAGGACCCUUCCUCACCGCAUGGCACCCAGGGCAUGCUGCAGUUUUUCCGUCUGGUGGAGGGGUGCAUGCCUCUCAUCCGCGCCUACGAGCGCCAUGCCGUGCGCCCAUGCUGCCAACCCACCACCUGCGAACCUGUUCCCCCCCCACCCCACCCCACAUGCCAGGGCAUGCUGCAGUACUUCCGGCUGGUGGAGGGGUGCAUCCCGCUCAUCCGCGCCUACGAGCGCCGCCACGCCAUCACCUUCGACUGGCUGCUGCGCACGCGAGUCGACACCUUCUGGCACCGCGCCCUGCCGCCGCUCUCCCUCUUCCCCCCACACGCCUACACCAUCCCCUUCGGCUCCGACUGCUUUGGUCUCAACGACCGGUUCGGCCUCGGCACGUGGGGGACGGCGCUGCCUGCGCUCUCCCGCCUCUCCAUGCUGCCUGCCAUCGCUGCGGGCGGCGCGUUUCGGCGGUUUUCUAUGGAGGGUGUGGGCGGGCUGGGGCAGGAGGCGAGCAACCCGCAUGCCGUCCCCGUGGAGGUACCAGCAGGGCUGAACUCAGAGCAGGCGUUCAAGGCGCAGCUGGCGCUGGCGGGGGUGCCAGUGGCGCGGGCGGACCUGUCGUUCUGUGUGGUGAGCCGGCGAGUGUACCGGCACCACGCCAUGCCCGUGCUCUCCCUCAACGCCUCCACGCCCCUCAACGGCGCCAAGUGCCGCCCCUGCUACCCCAAAAUCACAGGCGCCGAGGCCAAUCGGCGCAUCCGUCGCUGGUACCUGGAGGGCUCGCGCUUCGGCCCGCACCGCUCGCCGUCAUUCGCCAACCGCACCGACUUCUCUCUCUGCGACGCCGCCAAGCCCUGGCCCGCGCCCCACGUGGCGGCGGCCCUGUUUGACGCCGCUGCGGGGCCAAGGCUGGCGAGGGAGCGGCGCUCCACCAUGCACGUCACCCUUCGCGGCUGUGCACGCAACUUCAGGAAGGUAGGGGAAAUGCGUGCGAUGAUGGCACUCGCCUCGUGGAGCACCUUUGCGGCGGCACACGGAGGAGUGGCAGGCGCCAGCAGAGGCGGUGCUGUGCUUCCGGUCGCAGCUGGGGGAGGUGCACCUGCUGGGGCCGCCUGGCCAGUGCUUCUACACGGCACUGGAGGGGGUCAACCGCACCAGGUGCGUGCUGCACUCCCACGCUGCCUGCACGUCGCACCCCCACGCUUCCCUCAUGUGCGCCCCACCACAGCAUGCUGUCCUCACGGUCGCCAGCGCCCACUCACAACCACUGUGCCGCUCGUCACUCGUUCUGCCUUUCCCUCUCCGUGA
Closterium sp. Yama58-4 is the source of this 2901-nucleotide messenger RNA. Lineage: Eukaryota; Viridiplantae; Streptophyta; Zygnematophyceae; Desmidiales; Closteriaceae. The record is from the annotation of a GenBank genome assembly.